CCCUCUUCUAGCGAAUUUCCUGUCCCAAUUUUUAUUUCCCACCUUCCCCUCUAGAAAGCCAUCUCUCUCUCACUACACAACGGUCUUUCCACAACAACUCUCUCUCCCUAUCUAUACAUAUACUAUAUAUAUAUAUAUAUAUAUAUACACUUCCACUAGACAAUAUAUCUCCACAAGUCAUUCUCAUCAAUCCCUAAUUAGCUCUCCUCAAUUUCUCUCACUACUCUUCAUUUCAGCAAACAAUGGGAGACAAAGAUCACACCAGUUUUGCAGAUUCCGAAGAAGCAGAGGACACCCUCUCUCUCUGCGACCUCCCUAUGAACGAUUUCGAAAACAAUCCUUCCAAUCACCACCACAGUCCGAAAACCUCCAUAGAUCAAGACCUGUUCGAGUUCUUCACCGGUCUCAACUCCGCAAUCGGCCCAAUCGACAACAACAUCGUCUUCUGCGGAAGCAUCAUCCCCUACGACGACGAGAAGGAGCUCAACGAGUACCAGAAGCGCGACUACUUCAGCGUCGUCAAAUCAUCGCCGUUUCACAAGAAGUCUCGUAGCUCUCGGUUGAGCGGCGGCUCGAAUCGCUUCUCCGGCGAGGAUCGGUCCAGCUCGCUGCGGUUUGUGAAUUCGGACUCGCAUCCGUGCAGGAGUUUCGCCAGGUGCGAACACUCGCCGGUGAAUAUCACGGCGAUCACGUCCAUGUCGGCGAAGUCGAGGAGGCGGAUGUUCAUGUUUGGGCCGGUGAAGUUUAAGCCGGAGAUGGAGUUGAGCGCGAUUAAGAAGAGGCAGAGCCGCCACGCUCCGGCGGCGAUGUUUCCGGCGGCGGUGGACGGCGGUGCGGUGGCAGUGGCGAGUGCUGGAAGUAGAGGGAAGAGUCAGUGGGGGUUGGUAAGGGCGUUGAGGUGCAGUACCGUGUUGGCCAGGUCGUUCGGUUGCAUGUCAGUGCAUAAAACGACGGCGUAGCGUUGCAAAUGGAGUAACUUUGACUGGUUAUUUGGUCAUGUACAGUGUGUAAUUGUUUUUAGUUUCUAGACAUUAUUGUAUUUAAAUUCAUUUAUUUUGCCGCAAAAAAGUACGGAGUAGUUGUAAUAUUUAUUUAUUGUUAUAAAGUUUUGAUACACAUCAUUGAUUUUUUGCAUCCCUAGUGCAACAUUUUGAAGUUUGAAUUAUUCAACUUAUGAAAAUGGAAUAAAAUUACUCUGUCAACAAAAUAAAUCAUCUCAAUAAAAUUACUCUCUCAAUUGUCCUCCACACAUUGUUUUCAUCA
Cornus florida is the source of this 1263-nucleotide messenger RNA. RefSeq lists its product as uncharacterized. The record is from RefSeq and is a predicted model, not a curated record. The transcript has a single exon. Lineage: Eukaryota; Viridiplantae; Streptophyta; Magnoliopsida; Cornales; Cornaceae. The coding region runs from base 243 to 959 and encodes 238 amino acids.